This is a messenger RNA of Cotesia glomerata, 2937 nucleotides long. RefSeq names its product RNA polymerase-associated protein RTF1 homolog (gene Rtf1). Gene Ontology annotation, molecular function: DNA binding; RNA polymerase II C-terminal domain phosphoserine binding. The transcript is spliced from 4 exons. The record is from RefSeq and is a predicted model, not a curated record. Lineage: Eukaryota; Metazoa; Arthropoda; Insecta; Hymenoptera; Braconidae. Bases 153 to 2186 code for a protein of 677 amino acids. Gene Ontology annotation, cellular component: Cdc73/Paf1 complex.
AAGUGUAUUUAAGUCCUCGAAAGUUGUUAGUCGUCGUCCAUUAGAGUUAUUGCCAGUGAGUUGUGGUCUUGUUUGUGAUAUUGAGUUUAUUAUAUUUAAUAACGAUAUUAUUUUAUUUAACUUAUUUAACGUUUAAAUACUAAUUUAACAAAAUGCCGAAAAGGAAGAAUCAAGCAUUAAUUGAUUCCGAUAGCAGUGGAAGUGGAUCAGAUGGUGGAUCUGAUUUGGACAACGAUUUUCUGUCUUUGGCUAAAAAGAAAAAGGAAAGGUCACAGAAUGAUGCCUCAUCAGACUCUGGCACCUCUGACUCUGAUGACGAGUGGAGUGCCAAGUCUAAUAAAACUAAAAAGAAAAUACCUACCAAAAGAAAUAAAAGAAAAAUUCACAAGCCAAAUUCUGAUGACAGUGGCAGUGAAGAAAAUUCUGGAAAAGCUUCUGAGCCUGAAGAAGGUGAAGUAUCUGAUUCGGAGCUCAGUGUCUCAGACGCAAGCGAGGAAGAAUUUAACGAUGGGUAUGACGAAAAUUUGAUGGGUGACGCUGAAGAUCAAGCAAGAUUGGCUCAGAUGACUGAGAUCGAGCGUGAGCAAGAAAUUUAUAAGCGUAUUGAAAAGCGCGAGCUUAUGAAAACGCGAUUUGACAUCGAAAAGAAAUUGAGAAUGGCCAAAAGACAGGAAGCGAAAAAGCAAAAAGAGAACAAGAAGAAGGAAAAGAGUGUUGAGGAGAAGAAAAUUGAACGAGCUCCUGAUCUCAAAGAAAGAAGUAAAGACCGUAAAAAGACAAUUGAGGAAAAACAGGACAAGAAAUUCCAGGCAAUGACGCUCUUGAAAGCUCGUCGUGAGGAAAAGAAAGAACGUGAGGAGAAAGAGAAGCUGAGGAUUGAACAAGAACAGCAGCAACAACAGUCAAAAGACGACGAGGAGGAGCUCGAAGACGAUCACAAGGGCAAUAAAACUAAAUUAAAAACUUCGGAUGUUUAUUCUGACGACAGCGGUUCUUCGGACAGUGCUGAAGAAGAAGAGACAGCCAAGGUUUCUUCUCGACGUUCUUCAUCGAGUGGGGAUGAUCGAGAUUCUGACUCGGAUGACAAAAAAUCAGUUACUAGCAACAAAGCUGUCAAACCGAAGAAGCCUUUGUACGUCGGACAUAGAGACGAUCUUAAUAAAGUGAGAUUGUCUCGGCACAAAAUGGAGCGUUUUGUUCAUUUGCCAUUUUUUGAUCGUGUUGUACGUGGCUGUUUUGUCAGAGUUGGUAUUGGUAACAAUAACGGCAAGCCUGUUUACCGAGUCGCUGAAAUCAGCGGUGUCUGUGAGACCGGUAAAAUUUACCAGCUUGGAGGUACUAGAACAAACAAAGGAUUGAGAUUAAGACACGGAGCUCAAGAGCGUGUCUUCAGAUUGGAAUUUGUCUCAAAUCAAGAUUUCACUGACUCUGAAUUCUGCAAGUGGAAAGAGACUUGCGCUCUUCAGGGAAUUUCUAUGCCGACUUUUGAGGAAGUUGAGGGAAAGCUUAAGGAUAUUAAAGAAGCAAUGGUCUAUGAGUUUAAGGAUGAGGAUGUUGAAAAAAUAGUUCGGGAGAAAGAAAGGUUUAAACAGACUCCUUAUAAUUAUGCCUUUAAAAAGGCACAACUGUUGCGUGAAAGAGAUGUUGCCAAUGGUCGUGGUGAUGAUGAGACUGCCACUCGUUUGAAUCAACAACUUGGAGAACUUGAAGAGCGCGCUUCGGAGUUGGACAAAAUGCGGACUGCUACGAUUUCAAGUAUUUCUUAUAUUAACGAUCGUAAUAGAAAGAAGAAUGUUGAGGAAGCUGAAAAAGCUAUUAUGGAAGAAGUUAGAGCUAACAAAGGCAAGAAAAAAGAAGACCCGUUCACUAGGCGUAGUACUAAGCCAAAGAUGAAGUUCGUAGCAGAUUCAGAUAAAGAUUCUGAUGAAGCUGCUAAAGAAAGUGAUGAGGUUGCUGAAAAUGCUAAAAAUAUUAAUGAUAAGGAGAAUGGUCCAGAGCCGAAGAAGAAACAGAGUAGUGAAGACUUGUUUAAUGCUCAUGAUUUUGAUAUUACAAUAGAUUUGGAAGUACCUAUUCCAAGUAAUCCCGUUAGUGUGUUACCUAAGCCAGUAAGUAACAUUAAAGACACUGGUCCAAGACGAUCACUGAAUCUCGAAGACUACAAGAAGAAACGGGGUCUCAUCUAACACUCUACUUUUUACAAUAUGAUUAUAAAUAAAAAUAAUGGAUCAUUGAGCGACAGAAGAAUAAUUAAAUUAGUUUAUAUUUAUUAAAAGAGUUAUAUGGCGCAAUUAUUUUGUUGAUACACCGCGUCAGGUGGAAUAAAUAAGCAUAUACAUAAUAUUUGAGGUAUAUUUAAUAGCACGUAUUGAUAGUAAACAUUGCGACUCUGGAUUUAUUCACUCAACUUAUGUUGUCAAGGUGAAUAGAAUAUUUAUAAACUAAUAUUUAUGAAACUCAAUUAGAUCCGACUCUAAGAAAGCUAAUAAACAAUUUCUAUGGAAUUGUGUCCAUUACUACUGUAAAUAGAUUAAUAAUUAAUAGCCUUUAAGAUUUUGUUUUAUAUUAUUAUUACUAUUAUAAUUAUUCCUAUUAUUAUUUUUAAUUGUUAAUUAGGUAGACAUUGCGCUCAAUUUAUUAACACAUUUUUUAAAAAUGAAUGAGUAAAGACACUUGACUGAUCCAAUUUAAAUUGUAGAAAUUUAUCUACUCAUAGAUAUCAAAGACUUCAUUUUUUAUUUUAUAAUUAUUUUAUUAGAAAAAAUUUUAUGUAAGUUUAGUUUUUUUUUUUUUUUUUUUUUUUUGUUACGUAUCAUGUCGCGUUAUUUGAAAAAUUUUAAAAAUAGUGUGAAUAAAGUGUUAGAUACAGCGUUUAUUUUUACAGGAACAGUAUUAAAGUAAAAAAAAAAAAAAUUGCAACUGUAUAAUAAUUUAUAA